AGCCGGGAACGUCCAGGCGAGGAAGAAGAAAACCCAGCCACCAAUUGACGUGGCCGCUUCUGCAGCCCAAGGGCCAUCCAACGUGUUCCUGAAGAACGCCGACAGUGGAAGCGUGGCUUGGAAGAGCACAUGACGGGGCCCAUGUUCGCGGAAGAAGAAGCGAGCAAGACCACAACCGAAAAGCCACGGCGCCGUAGAAAGAUCGCUGUGUGGGAGGGCAAGAGAAUCUACAACUCCGGCGGCAGCAACCAGAACGCGAGCACGCCGAGGCCGGCGGCCACGACCGCACGAGAGACGCAAGCGCCCAACGCCGUUCCUUCGAGCACCGAGAGGAUUCGGCCUCUGGCGACUACGAGCCGCAGUGACGGCGACGAUACCAAAGGGGCGGGUAACAGGAAAGCGACGCGUAGGACUACUCGGCGUGUCAUCGCGACGGCAGCGAAGCGGCGCACACGCGCUAUCGUCACGUUAAGCGACCAGAACAGGCACUUCUGCGAGACGAAGGUGUGCGAGAGGGAAUCGGUGUACCUCACCAGCUACCUAGACUGGAGUGUGUCGCCGUGCGACGACUUCUACAGCUUCGUCUGCAACCACUGGAAGAACUUAUAUCCUGAAGUGGGCUCGUCCGUCGACUCACUGCUCGUGCAGAAGGUCGAAGAGGACGUCUAUCGCGCGAUGACGUCGCAGGCGAGGACCAACAACAGACUCAUCAAGGCUCAAUCCAUCAUCAGUGCGUGCGUGCACAGGCCCUUUACUGAGGGCCACAAGACUGCGCUAGUGGACUUCAUGGGCGAUCUGGGUUUGCGCGGGUGGCCCUUCCAUCGCGACACCAAGACGCUCCAUGACGUCUGGAAGAGCACCAGUCUCCUGCUGCGGAACCUCGGACUGGCCGUUCUGGUUUCGGUAAAGGUGGAGCCUGAUCCAGAGAACGAAGAGCGGUACAUUAUCGCACUCGGCGAUCCGGACGUGCUGAUCGGCCAGUACGGCAGCCAGGAAAGCGCGCUGCCCGAGUGGUACUCCAUGGCGGUAACCAGCUGCUUUAAGGUGUUCACCAGCGGCAAGUAUGUGGAUAUCGCACGGCGGGUACGCGAGUUCUCCGCCCGACUGGCAGAGGCCGCCACCGACCGCGGAAGCGAGGCGUUCGCUGCAAACCGCUUCAAGCUGGUGCAGCUCAAGCACCACGCUAACCUCAUACAGCUGCUCACCUUCCUGUUCAGCAACAUCACUGUUGUACACAGUCGCAUGAAGGUUCUGGUGAAGACCGAGGCGUAUUUCCGCGACCUUCGCAACGUGCUGCACGUCACCAAAGGCGUGGACGUGCUCAACUACCUGGGCUUCCGCGCACUGCUGCACAUCUCACCACUGCUGCCGGACCAGGCACUGGAGAUGGCCUCGCUGCAGAUGAAGCAGCUGACCGGCCUGCGCCGGCUCAACUGGCCCCGGUGGCGCCGAUGCAUCCGCAUGUACGAGCGUGUCACGCCCGCCGUAUUUCUGCACGCGUACGCCGACGUGCGACAGAACGUGCCGAACAAGGACAAGGUGUGGAGCUUGCUGAACGACAUCCAGGCGAGCUUCGUGCUGGCCAUCAACAGCGCUCCCUGGAUGAGCAUCGACGACAAGCUUAUGUUGAAGGACCGCCUGUCGCGCAUCAAGAUUGAAGUGUUCCACAAGUUCGUGGCCAAGCGCGGGCACAAGCACUCGCCAUCUGAGUUUGUGCCGGACGUGCAGCCCGGAAACGUCAUCACCGUCUACAGGACUCUGGCUAGGCAGCUGAUGGAACGACGCCUUACGAGAAUCAAAAUGCGCCGCGAUCCAACGGUGACCAAGUGGAAGGGCUCGGUCUUCGAUACGGUGCCAAAGUUCGACAGGGACUCACAGAGCAUCUUCGUGCCCAUGGCCAUGUUCGACCCCGCGUACAUGAACGACCCGGAGUCUAUGCUGCUGCAGCUUCCCAGAGUGGCGACCAAGGUGAUCGGCGCGCUCUUCGCCGGCAUCCACUAUGGCAACUUCCCGCAAGGCAAGUUGCACUGGUCGGUGGACACCGAACUGGGCUACCACGACGUGCAGAAAUGCCUGCAGCGAAACUACGCGGCUUCAGACGCAAACGCAGCGUCCUCGGUGGCCGGCGGCGUGAGGUUGCGCACAGAAAAGACAACGCAGUUUGAUGUGCUGGAGAGCUUGUCAAUCCUACCGGCCUUCAAGCUUUUCCUCAAGCACGUCAACCAGGUGAACAUCGAGGACUACGGCUUGCUGACAGGCCUGAACAUCACUGUCAAGCAGCUCUUCUACAUACUGUACACCAAGGGGUUGUGCGAGACGACGGAUGCGGCCAGGCGCCGGGAACUGGCCGAGGAGUCGUUGUUUCGGCCGCCGUCAGACCGGGCCAACGGGCCCCUGAGGAACUCAUUCAGGUUUCCCACUUUCUGGGAAUGCGCCAGCGACUCGCCCAUGAAUCCGAACCAGAAGUGCACCAUAUGGACGUCGUAACCGCUCACUAC
Molecule: messenger RNA, 2498 nt
Organism: Rhipicephalus sanguineus (brown dog tick)
Lineage: Eukaryota; Metazoa; Arthropoda; Arachnida; Ixodida; Ixodidae
Product: neprilysin-like
Exons: 7
Coding region: 130-2487 (785 amino acids)
Biological process (GO): protein processing
Cellular component (GO): plasma membrane
Molecular function (GO): metalloendopeptidase activity
Source: RefSeq, a predicted model, not a curated record